This is a messenger RNA of Biomphalaria glabrata, 1029 nucleotides long. RefSeq lists its product as uncharacterized. NCBI's taxonomy places the organism in Eukaryota, Metazoa, Mollusca, Gastropoda, Planorbidae. The record is from RefSeq and is a predicted model, not a curated record. Gene Ontology annotation, cellular component: membrane. Gene Ontology annotation, molecular function: G protein-coupled peptide receptor activity. Gene Ontology annotation, biological process: G protein-coupled receptor signaling pathway. The transcript has a single exon. Bases 1 to 1029 code for a protein of 342 amino acids.
AUGUCCGAUUCAAAUCUUGUAAAUACCAACAAUGACUAUAAAUACUUACAGGAACUGAUUUCUGAUGAGGUUAAAGACAUCAUUCUAACGGUCAACUAUGUUUCGAUCUGCGGCACUCUCAGCGUGUUUGGGCUAGUAGCUAAUGUCAUGAACGUCGUGGUCUUCCUCAGGAUGGGCCUUAACGACGCGGUCAACGUUAGCCUGAUGGGGCUCUCCGUGGCAGACGUGUUCUCCAUGAUAUUUCUGCUGCUGGAGAGCGCCUGCUUUAACCCCAUGUUUCAGAACAUCGGGCUGCCGUUUGCUUUGAUGGAGGUGCAGUUCAUCGUCGGAGGCUGGCCGCACAUUUGCUUCACGCGAACCGUCAGCUGGAUCACGGCUUUCAUCACGUUUGAGCGCUGCAUCUGCAUCGCCCUGCCCUUGAAGGUCAAGUCCAUCAUCACGGCGACCAGGACAAAGUGCUUCGUCGUCAUGGCGUUCCUCAUCGUGGCCGGCUCCGCGGCGCCCGAGUUCUACGUCAACCAGUUCGUCUGGAAGUUCUACCCGGAGAAGAACCGAUCCCUCAUCGGCCUGCACUUCGUGGAGGAUCGCGACAAGUUCGAGAAGGUCACCUUUCCUCUUAACAACGUCAUCAUGCAGUACCUGGCCUUCUCAGUUGUCCUUGUCUGCACCAUCAUACUCGUGGUCAAGCUUAACGAGAAAACAAAGUGGCGCAGCGUUUCCGCCAGGGGGGACAACACAAACACCAUUUCCAACAAGGACAGGAAGGUCAUUAAAAUGGUCAGCUUCGUGUCGGCCGCUUUCAUCGUUAGCUAUCUCCCUUCCAGCAUCCUGUUCAUGGCUAUGGCCAUCAAGAGAGACUUCCACCCGUCUGGCUACUUCAACAUUUUUCAUGUUACCUGGUCAUUCGCCUUUGUCCUGGAAGCGGUCAACUCCACAAUCACAAUCAUCAUCUAUUACCAGCUGAGCUCAAAGUAUAAGAAAAUGUUUCUGGCGACAUUCUUAUGUCGUAAAAUUGAUUCAGAAAAGUAA